UGAGCGGUGCUAGCAUUAUUUAAUGCAGAUUUGCUUGGAUAAAAAGCCCAGGGUGGCAGGGCUGAGUCGUCAGAGAUUCGUUCUGAACCUAUUCAGCCAUUUAGUUCAUUUUAGGUUUCCUCUCCUUGAUGGAAGGUUGUUAUUAAUUUCAGGCUGGAUUAAUCAACUCCCUUCAGAUCUCACCCAGAUUAAUUGAUCGUCUGUCCAGCACUGAUUAGCACAUCCUAUAGACUUGACUAAUCUAGCCAGAGCUAAUUAGUGACACAACUAGUCUCUUCCAGGCAGCCAGCCUGAAGCUGAUUAGUAUUGCCCAAGCCAGAGCAGCCCAUCCAGCCUUCUUAAUCAGUUUUAUCCACAAUUAGUUAACCAAUUUCACACUAGACUAGUCCUUCAGACUCGCUCCAUUUCCAAGGCAGCUACUGCAUAUUACCUUCAUUUACUUGGGUCUAAACUGCCUGAUCUAGAACUAAUGAGUUUAGCUACCAGCAGGAUUCACUGAUUAGGAUUCAGCUGUGUCAGAUGGGUCACUUCAGGUUGCAGCAGGUAGGUGUUGUGAUGAGAUGCUUUUAAGGGAGGAAAGAAUAGCAUUCUCAUGCAGAAAACACGAGAUCUAGGUAUUUCCCCUGCAUUCAUGUUAUUCCUUAAUAUGAGUUUCCUUAACUCCUUCUCUGUUUGUUGCUUCAUGGAGCUGGAUCAGGAGGUUUCGUGAGUAUAAGCAGCAGCUCAGAGGCCUGGCAGGAAGAGCUGACCUGGGCAGUUUCUCUGGGCUGGGCACUGGGCUUUAAUGCCCUCCAUAUAGAGCUGCUGAUGAGUCAGGAGUGACAGACAGCGGCUGAUGGCUGGGAAGUGCAAAUUCUCUCAGGCAAAGCCUGCAGUGUGAGGAGGGGUGGGAGCCUGCCAGCCAGUGCCUAUAAGUCCUCAGAGGUAGGUCAGGCAGCGAAGCUUCUUGAAGGAGAUGGGCCCUCUGCUUUGCGUGCGAAGGGAGAGCCCUGCAUGCAGCCUUGCGUUGCAAUGCACAGUGCCCCCCACGGCACCCUCAGCAAGCCCCUGGCUGGAAAGGGAGCAGGUGGUGGCUGAAGUGCAGUGGUGUAGGGGUGCAGGGCAGGGCUGGAUGGGCACUGGGGAGGAUGGACUGGUGGACAAAGGGCCUUGACCUUCAUGUGCAGCAGACACAGGCUGCUUGAGUCCCCCAGCUGUGCCCUGUGCUCCUGGCAGCAGCCCACAUGCUGAGGGCCCCUGAGUUGCAUUUCAGUUUCCAGCACUUCAGCGUGGCCUGAUCCUGCAGCAAAACCUCUCCGAGGUGGCACCUCUCCCAAGCAUGGUGUCCAUGCCUCUCACUGCCACUGGAUUGCCAGGGCGGGCUUGGAUCCUGGCUGCCUGUCGAAAUAGUGGAGCAGCUGGGGGAACUGGCCUCUGCUUCAGCUCGGUGCGAUGUUGGUCAGACUACUUCAUGGUUUUAUGCUGGGCUGUCCAAGCACUUGGAGAUGCCCAGGUAGUAGGUGCUGCAGAAGGGGGAAGCACCAGCCUUAAUGGCAGCCACUUCAGCAUGGAAAUGCAUUCUGCUAACAUGUUUGAUGCUCGUGCUCACCAUGUGGCUUCACCCUUUUCCCUGACAUCCUCAUGCUAGGCUGCUUUGGCAAGCUUCGCCUGGCCUACAGCUGGCUCCCCAGCUCCUCAGGGGCUGAUACCAAAUCCAGAAACUGCUUCAUGCAUGGCUGAGAUUUCAGCCUUUCCCCAAAGCUUUCCCUUCCAAGCAGCUAUCAUCUAGGUCAGUGCUUCCCAACCUCUCUAGGCCCCAGCCCACCCUACUUGGAAAAUGCUAGCUCUUGGCUUUCGCUCCAUUUUUGACUACAGCAAAAUACUAGAGCAAUUCUGUUGCAAAGAUCUCCGAUCGCAAUGGGGCAGGGUGAUUGUGACCCUCUGGAGAGCCCUGGGGCUGUCGUGUGAACCCCGUGUAGGUGACUGCACACCCAACAGUGCUUAUCAUGUCGAGCCCUGGGGCACCCUCAAAAGGAUCUCGGGGGUACCCGGGUUGAGAAUCGCUGGUUUAGGAGCAGCCUGAAGGUGAGACCCUGACACAGGCCCCCAAAGAAGAAGGGACUGUACUGCAACACGUUUGCUGGGCUGGUGUUUUUUGAAGGGGAGGCAGAGAAGACAUAAACCACAGGUCCCGACUCACACUUUGAAAUGUGAGCGGUUGCCAGCCUAGAAACAGCUCUAAAUAACAGCUGUGCCGUGCCUAGCUGGCCACAGAGACCUGUUACUUAACUCUCCUGCAAUAAAAGACAACAAACAACAGGCCGUGUCCUGGCUCUGGGACCCACGCGGCCCCAAUGCACAUGAUGAAGCUGGCAGGGCUCUCCGAUCCCAGGAGAUCACAAGGAUCAGGGGAUCAAGUGUGGCCUUGUUCCUGGAAGCAAUGGAGCAAGGAACAGCACCAAAUGCUUCUGGGCUUUUAGACUGCAGGACUUGACACGAUCGGGGACUGAAGUGGAGGAAGUUCGGGGUCAGGGUGGCUUCUUCCUUUUUCCCCAUCCUCCUCCCUGGCUCUGCCGCUGACCAGCUGAACCAUUGCUCCGCUCCUCAGCAGAGCCGUCCAUGAAGCAGGCAGUGAAUAGUCCUUGCCUGGUCAUGCUGCAGUGGUCCCUGGCACUUCCCCAGUCACAGAACUGCUGCGUCCUGGGGCUAGGAGCAAAACUUCUUGCCCCAGAUAGCUUCGAUCAGCAAGAAAUAGUUCAUCUGCAGGGAGUUAUACUCGCUGCUGCAGGAGCCGAGUGCAUUCAGGCCUGCAGUGCUGAGGGCAGCAUGGAUGCCUUUUGUGCCUGGAAAGCAGCUUUCCAGCAAGCCAGGAGGAGCAUCUAUGCAAGGGGCAGCUCAGACCUCUGCUGCAGAGGGUAUGGCCUGUAUGAGCAGAGAUGCUGACAGCUGCUGGCGCUCACCUGGAGAGCCUUGGAUGCAGGGAUCUAGUCUGCCCAGGCCCUUCUGAAAGUGCCCCACCUGCCUCUCUGGGCAUCCCCUCCCCUUUGGCAGCCUGGCCCCCAAGCCCUGCUCAAGUAGGGUGCAGGAUCCCCUCCAGCCUGCCUUUCCUCUCUGCCCUAAACAGGCUGAGCAGCAAUGGUGGGGCCUGAGCGGCUCUAGGGACAGGCAGCAGAUGCUCAAGCCUCUCAUUUGCAGGUCACCUCUAGCCCUCACCUGUUGCAAACUGGCUGCUCGGUGCCAGGGCACAGCUAGCUCGAAGGGUCUCGGGCACCAGGGGAGAGGUGUCUGCGUUCCCAAGAAGCACCCCCCAAGCUGGCAUUAAUUGGCAGCCUCCUUGUUGCCCCAUCAGCAAAAAGCUGCAGCCUGAAUGAGCAGCCCUGGUAUCUGGAGGUGGGUUCUGCCCAUCGGGGCACAGACAGCCCCCUCCUCUUCGACAUGCCAAUGCCACAUGGACCUUCCCAGCCUGCCUAGGUCUCUUGCUCUCGGUGAGGUCUUAGGCCUGGGAGAUGCUGUGUGUGGCAGCUGCUGGUCUGGAGACGUUCCCUGGCCUGAUGUCUGCUCUCCAGGGCCCGUCCUCUCUGGUUCCACGCGUGCAGCCCUGGGGAGUCUCCCCACCUCUGGAUGCAUGAACCAGCUUUGGGUUGUAGGGGGGGCAUUUAUAUGCAAGAGGCUGCAGGAGUUUCCCUGUAUUGGGUCUCUGCAAGCACCACAACACCGGUGCUGGAGCGAGGCAGGGGUAACAGGCUACGGACACCGGCUUAGGGGGCAAACCGGUCUUGUCUAGCUUAGUCCCCUCUGCAGAACAAACCGUGUCCAGCUGGGCUGGGCUCUGACCCCGGCACAGCUCCUCUGCUGGGUCCCACAGGACCAUCUUCCCACACCCCCAUGCAUUUGGGGCUCCCCUGGUGAGCUGCCUGGCCUGUCUGCUCUGGGAAAUCCCAGUCCCAGGUGUGGUCUAGGUUUGGGGCUGGUUCCCUGUGGUUUGGUGAGUGCUCAGGCCACGUUUCACACCAGGGCACAGCAAGGAUACAGGGUGGUCUACUGACCUGCCAAACAGCGCAGGUAGCAGCAGGUGCUGACCUGUGUCCUUAGCCCCUUUCUUGGCUGCCAGCCCCAGCCCUGAGCCCUAUGGCACUGAACGGGGAUGGAGGGGCCAGCCCAGCCAGCCUGAUGCCCCCGUCCCAAACCUGAGUCACUCUUACAUGAGCUUGGAGCACAGCCCCUGGGAAAACCAGCCCCGUAAACACGCGCCCGUCUGUCAUCAUGCCCGGGUGAGUCAGGAGGCUAUAAUUAGCCGGGCUGACCCCCCACAGCCCCUCUCGCCUGCCUGUACUGACAGGCCUCCCUGCAGCCGGGGGCCGGGAUCUGGAAUAAUAACCUGUUUAUCGCUGGGGUUUGCUGGUGAAUCUGGAAGCGACACCCUGAUCAUGUGAACCUGGUAUGGAUUCAGCCUGGGGGGUGGGGGUCGCAGCCUUCAUGCUUGAGGUUGACACUUGCUCUGCCUGGCCACGAAGAUGUCUCCUGGACAGCUCCUUCUGGGCCAAAUGCCAGAUUUUCACCCUGAAAAUGGGGUAAUAAGGGGCAGCUGCUACUUGGGUGGCAGGGGUCACAUCCCUUGCUCAGGCACUGCUCAGUGAUAGAGGAGCUCAUGACACAGGUCCUGGACUCCGCUCCCAGCUCUGCUCCUGCCCUUAGGGCAGCCUCUUGGUCCCCCUGCCUCAGUUUCCCCAUCUGUUGGUAAUACACCUUGAGAUCUGUGGAUGGAGACUGUUCAGGACUGUUCCCCUGUCUCCCGCGACUGCAAAGUACCUCUAAGAAACCCUCUAGGGAUCCCUGGGCAGAUGGGGAAAGAUCUCCAUGCAUCUGAGCUGUCUGUCUCUCCUCUCCGGAGCCUCCUUGUCUCACCCAGUGGAGCCAUAAAUCCCAGCCCUGUCCCCAUGCAAGGGAGCUGACGGGGAUGUCCAGCAUGCAGGCCGAGAGUGGUGUCCUGUGACGGGGUGGCACCCCUGUGGAGAAGGAAAUCCCCUUUCCUCUCCCAUGGAAGGAGCCAGCAGCUCAGAUGUGCCUCCUGCGGGACGUGGGUGCCUAGACGGGGCCGGGCUGCACCGGAGGUCCGGGCACAGCACAAGGGCCUCUCUCUGGGGGGGACACCAGCCUGCCAUCUCCCAGCAGAAAUAGGAUCCCAGGCCGGUUGCCACAAGCAAGCCAAGACCCCCCUGAAACCAAGGUCCAUGUGGGGGACACCACCCUGGGGCCCUUUGCCUAAGAGUUGGGGCUUCACCCCAGGGGUGCCUGCCAAAGGCUGGAGGUAGGGCUGCACCCCAGAGGUGGCUGCAUUUCAGUGGCAAACAGAGAGGGCUUCUCCAUUCCCAUUUCCCUGUGGGUGAGGUUGCAGGGAGCUGAGCAGCUGGGCCCCAAUUAGCAGCUCUACCCCAGGCGGGAGCAGUUACCAGGCGGUAUUUCUUUUAUUAACACUUCUGCCCUGGAAACUGGCAGCCGGCAGCCCAGCUUAAAAAAAGAACGGCUGGGAUCUGAGCUAAGCAACUCCCACCCCCCACAAGUGCCUGAGACCAUGGCUGAUCAGGGCUGUGCUAGCCUCCGCCAGGAAUAGCUGGAGCUGCAGUGCUGGAUGCAGGGCCCCAUGCCAGCUCGCUGGCCCCGGGUUUGUGCUAGUGUCAGGCAAAUCCUUGGAGCCUAGUUGCUCUGCUAGUCGGCAUCUCCAAGCUUUAUGCGCACAGCCACAGACGGCCCCCAGGACUGCGGCUGCCUGCAGAGGAAGCCCCGUCAGGCCUGGAGACUUGAAUUCCUUGCCUUGCUGGGUGACCUUGGCCAGCAGCUUCCCCUUCUUCCUCCUCCUGGCUUAUAUCAGGCUCCUCUCUUUGGCCUGUCAGCGCUUCGAGGCAAGAGGCAGCUCUCGCUGUGCGUUUGUCUGGUGCCUAGAGCAAUCUCAAUGCAACCUCUACCCUACAGGAAUGACACUCUGCUCCCAAGCUCAGCCGCACAGAUGGGACUGGGGGAGUCGAGCGAGGUGGCCAAGGUCAGCAGAGAGUCAGUGGCAGAGGCAGGAAGGAGAAGCCGUGUCUGGUGCUCAGCCCUGUGGUUGAAGCACCAGGCUCAGCCUCCUCUUCUCCAGGGAGGGACCAGGCCAGUAAACACAAAGCCAAAAAUGUCUUGGCUAAUUAGCAAGUGGCCCCAGAAAAUCUGCAGUCGAGAGCCUAGGGAGGCAGGCUGGGAGGUUGCUAGAAAAGGAUGUUCAGAAAGCUCAGAUCCCGGGGCCCCAGAGAUACCGGCCUGCUCCUUGCACCCCUACCACUGUAGUAAUAACCAUGUGAUCCUAGCGGGGUGGGGACCAGCCGCUCCCCGCAGCUAUGGGAGCUGCAAAGGGAAAGUGGGCUCUGCCUGUCCCAUCCAGGAGAGUGCAUCCGGCUGGCUUUGCCUACUGUUUUGCAGUAGAAACGUAGCUCUCGCCAGCCCGAGGUGACCCCAUGGGGACCAGGAAAGGUGAGAGGUGAUGUCGUUUCAGGAGUGACAGCUGAGCGGGGAAAAGGUAUUUUUAGACUGUGUGAGUGGCCUAGAUUUCCUGUGCUUUCUACCCAUGUAACUCCAGUGUCCAGUGAACGUGCUGGGGGAAGGCAGCCUCUGUUAAAGCUUCAGCCCACCUCAUCCUUCCUUCAUCUGACAUAAAGGCCCACCCUUGUGUUUUGGUACAGGUGAGGGCUUGAUCCCUUGCAAGAUCCAUCAGCUCGCCCCAUCUGGUCCCUUCCAUUGCAGGACGGCCCCGUGGCUCCUGAAUCUGAAGCGGAGUUUCCUCCACUUCCCAGGAGAGCCGGAGCUGUCUCCAUCCCCGCGCUAAAUCAUCCCUUCCCGCCCUGGAGCUGAGGCCCCGUGGGGAGCCGCAGGCUGUUACCGUGCCUUGCUGAGUCCAGCAAAACGUCUUGAGCUCUCUCAGUCUCUCCUCUUCGAUCCGCCUCUGCUCCCCGUGGGCCAUUCCAGCAGCUCUCCUCUGCCUUUUUGUCUUUGCCCGUGCCUGCCGGCGUGUUUGCUUUUAGAUCAGGCUUUCUAACAUAUGAGCCAGAUCCACUUUUUUCCUCCUAGUAAAAGCAGGUAAGAGGGACCUGCAGGUGGAGAGUGUCCUGGCUUCUGAUGGAGCCAGGUCAGCGCUGCCUGUGCUCUCCUCUCUCGCCUCGGUGCAAGCAGUGGUAGCAGCAGCUGAUCCGUCCCCUGCGCCUCUGAACCACCUGCGGUAACACAAUCCCGCUGUGGACAUCCCCACCCUGGGAAAACAUCCUGACAACAACUGGGGCUUGUUGAAGAAGGGGAGCAGGGAGCCAGGGCGAGAGGGCACAUUGGGAAUGGGUCUUGCAGGGGUGAGGGCACUGCCAGCCCAUGGUGGUAGACCCUAACCCUAACCCUAACCCUUCCCCUUCCCUGCAGUCCCCAUGUAAACAGAGCUUGUUUUCCUCUGGGUCCUUUCCCGGAGGGCUGGGCUUCUCCAGGGACCGGGGGCACGGCUCGGCUGGCUCCACGUGGCUGCCGGGAAGGUAAACAGGAUGUUUUCCAUCUGGAUCUGGGUCAGAACUCGUGGUAGGAACCGACACGCCUGCAUUCUCCUGAGCGUCUUUCCAGGGAAUUGCCUGCCACUCACCAGCCCGUCGGCCGGGGAGAUGCACAACAACUCUCUGAGACCCGCCGAGAAGCAAAGAAACAUAGCCUGGUUAUGGGUGCAGGGCACCCAGGGGCGCUGCACGUGGUGGGAUAAAACAGUUCCAGGCAUGUUAGGGCAUAUCAGUGGGCAGGGGUGGAUCCAGGGGUUGCACUUGCCCCCCCAACCUUUCAUGCUUGCUCCAUUCGAAGUUUAAAACAACUGUCUGGCCAUGAAAGCAGCAUUUCUAUCCAGGCAGCAGUGAGAGCAUCAAUGGACUUCACGGCCCAUUAUAAUUCACCUGCUUCCUUCUCUGCGCCUCACUGCACAGGUGUUAACCACCCUCUUUCCGUUUUCUGGUUUAUUUUUAAGUGGAGAAAAAUAGGUGGUGUUUUAUAUAUGAUGAUGCAUCUCCGCACAUGCACCCCCCUUUUCAAGAUGAUAGAUCCACCCCCGUGGGUGGUUGCAGCGUUAAAGACUGUGCAGAGGGGGAGAAAGUCAGGGGCUGGCAGGAGAGGCUGCGAAACGGUUUGGGUACCGCACAGCUGGUCUGCCGCUGGCUUGGGCUGGGUGGCACGGCCAGUCGUGGGACUCUGGAGUGCUGCACGUAACAUGUAUGAGCACCCGCAGAGACUACGAUGCGUGAACUGUUUAACGAGCUGCAAGAGGCUUUGCUGCAAUGCCUGGAGAAUGGGAGAUGCACUGGGAACACCCUGGGUUGAAGGGCGCAGGCGGGGUGAGGAUGGUGGGGACGUGCCCUUGGGGAGGACGAAGGUGCCUUGGAAAUGGGGCAUGGGAUUGAGAACCAGGAACCUCGCUCCAAGUUAACCCUUCACAGCUUAGUAAGCAGGGCUGGGGGGGCAGGCUGGGGCUGCUGUUUGCUGUUAACCCCCGAGAAGCAUGACUCUGUUGACAGCUGCAUCUCCAGUUGCUUUGUCCUGAAAGACACUGGAAAUCCCUGGAACCGUAGCCACGGCAAGGCCCGAACACGUUGUCCUCAGCCUUGUUUACAGCCCCCCCCGGCCCUCCAGAGGGGCGAUUGCUCAUUCUCACAUGUGACAGGCAGCAGUUCAGCUGGAAACUUGACCCUUCCCAACUGGUUUUGCUCAACCAGGGCCCAUGUGACCCUGAGAUAAAUUAUAAAUAGACACCUAAGAGGAGCCGCAGACAAAGGCAGGAGCCAGGCUUCAGUUUUAGGGAAGGAGCAAGACUUUGAUCUCCGAAACCCAGCCCUGGGUAAGAACAGGGACCGAGCCAAAGCAGCAAACUCAGGAGCCAGUCGCCCGGCAGUGGAUUUAACCCAGAGGGGCUGAGGGGCGCUAUGGAUUACCAACCCAGCAUCAUCCGGGACUCGAACCCCAUGGAGAACCUGGAGAAGCAGCUCAUCUGCCCCAUCUGCCUGGAGAUGUUCACCAAGCCCGUUGUGAUCCUGCCUUGCCAGCACAACCUGUGUCGGAAAUGUGCCAGCGACAUCUUCCAGGCUGCCAACCCCUACUGGCAGACCCGGGGCACCGUCAUCUCGGGGGGCCGCUUCCGCUGCCCCUCCUGCCGCCACGAGGUGAUCCUGGACCGCCACGGCGUCUACGGGCUGCAGAGGAACCUGCUGGUGGAGAACAUCAUCGACAUCUACAAGCAGGAGUACUCCAGCAGGCCCCUGAAGAAGGGCAAACACCCCAUGUGCAAGGAGCACGAGGACGAGAAGAUCAACAUCUACUGCCUGACCUGCGAGGUGCCCACCUGCUCCAUGUGCAAGGUCUUUGGGGCUCACAAGGACUGCGAAGUCGCCCCCCUCCAGAACGUCUUCCAGGGGCAGAAGACCGAGCUGAGCAACUGCAUCUCCAUGCUGGUGGCGGGGAAUGACAGGGUGCAGACAAUCAUCAACCAGCUGGAGGAGUCCUGCCGCGCCACCGAGGAGAACAGCCAGCGGGUGCGGCAGGAGCUGUGUGAGAAGUUUGACACCCUGGCCGCCGUCCUGGAGGAGAAGAAGAACGAGCUGCUGCAGCGCAUCACCGCGGUGCUAGAGCACAAGACCGGCUUCCUCCAGGCCCUGGUGCAGAAGUACAAGGAGCAGCUGGAGAAGUCCAGCAAGCUGGUGGAGACGGCCUUCCAGUCCAUGGAGGAGACCGGAGGUGCCACCUUCCUCAUGAACGCCCAGAAGCUCAUUAAAACAAUCGUGGAGGCAUCGAAGGGUGGUCUGCUGGAGAAGAUCGAGGAAGGCUUUGAGAACAUGGACUCCUUCAGCCUGGACCUGGAGUCCAUCAUGGAAACCCUGAGGGCUAUUGACUUUGAAGCAGAGGAGGAAGAGGAGGAAUUUAAUGAGGAGAGAGAAGAAUCAGAAGAGGAGCUGUCUCAAGAACAGAAAGUCGAUGCACCUCAAUAACGGAGCAGGAGGAAAUCCAGAGCCGAAGAAACUCCCGUGCAGGGAGCGGAUGGAUUAGCAGUCGGGGGACGGGGUGGGGGAACACUCUGACUUUGUGCCAAGCUGCAGGAGGCGGCGUCCGGCGUCCUGGAUCCCGGGGAAGAGUCGGGCUUGGCCAAGCAGGAUGAAAACUUGAGCAACGGACACUUUUCUAUACGGGUGCAAACAGGAAUAUUCCGUACAUUUUAUACGGCCUCUUUUUGUAUAUAAUUGUGACAGGACUUGAACCUUGUUGUCUUUUGUAAAAGCAGCUCUGUUGCUCCUUCCUUGUGCCCUGCCCGCUCGCAGGGGCGGGCGAUGCUGGUUCUGGGAAUGACGGAGUUUCUUUGCAACUGGGGGCGGGCGGGGGGUCCAGGUAGGACAGCACCACACCUCAGCGCGCAGAAGGAGCUGGAGCAGCUAGAAAGGCUUUUCUUGUGUUGUGUUUGUUGGGGGUCCAGCUGAGCGCCCUCCCACGACCAGGCUCUGCGAGGCGCGGGCUCCCACGGGAUUUAUUGUUCACCUUGCACAUUGUUACAAUAAAGGACCUCGGGUCUUA
This is a messenger RNA of Alligator mississippiensis (American alligator), 10578 nucleotides long. It is a transcript of the gene TRIM63, whose product is annotated as tripartite motif containing 63. The record is from RefSeq and is a predicted model, not a curated record. NCBI's taxonomy places the organism in Eukaryota, Metazoa, Chordata, Crocodylia, Alligatoridae. Gene Ontology annotation, molecular function: zinc ion binding. The coding region runs from base 8943 to 10001 and encodes 352 amino acids. The transcript is spliced from 9 exons.